Messenger RNA from Lathyrus sativus (Indian pea), 2247 nucleotides. The record is from the annotation of a GenBank genome assembly. NCBI's taxonomy places the organism in Eukaryota, Viridiplantae, Streptophyta, Magnoliopsida, Fabales, Fabaceae.
AUGGAUUCCAAUAAUUGGACACCUAAUCAAGGUUCUGCAGAUUGGAGAACUCAACUGGAUCCUGAAUCCCGUCAAAGAAUUGUCCACAAAAUAAUGGACACAUUAAAAAAACGUCUUCCCGUUUCUGGGACUGAGGGAUUACACGAACUUCGGAAGAUUGCUCAAAGGUUCGAAGAUAAGAUUUAUACUUCUGCCACAAGCAAGUCUGAUUAUCUCCGCAAGAUUUCUAUAAAAAUGCUUACAUUGGAGACCAAAUCUCAAAGCACCAUUGCCUGCAAUAUGACAUCAAAUGAAGGAGGUCCUAGCAAUAAUCCGCCCGAUCAAGGACUUGUUUUACAGUCUCAAGUUCUCAAUCUAGGACAACAACAUUCUAAUCCUCAUCAGCAGCUUCUACCUCAAACCAUUCAAAAUCAUGUUGCACCUCAACCUAACCUGCCAUCGGUAUCGACCCUAUCCCAAACUCCCAGCCAGAAUAUUAGCCUAUGUUCCAACAUACAACAAACCGGGCAAAGUUCUGCGAGUAAUUCUAUUGGCCAGAAUUUCAAUAUACAGGGUAUGUUUCCUGGUUAUCAGAGACAGAUACCAGGGAGGCAGCAAGUUCUUCCCCCGCAGCAACAACAACAGAACCUUUUGCAACCAAAUCAGUUGAAUACUUCUCAACAACCACUUAUGCAAACAUCAUCUGCACCAAAUCAGUUGAAUACCUCUCAAAAACCACUUAUGCAAACAUCAUCUGCUAUGCAGCCUUCAACGAUGCAAUCGUUUCUGUCUAGCCUUCAACAAAAUCAGCAGUCUAACAAUGUUCAACAGUCAACGCAGUCUAGGCAUCAGCAACAUUCCCAAAUUAUUAGGCAGCAACAGCAACAGCUACAGAAUUCUAUUGCUCAACAGCAACAAACAGCAAUGUUGCAACAACUGUUGAUAAAUCAGCAAAAUAAUCUAACAAAUAUACAUCAACUGUCAGGAAAUAAUGUAUCGGGGUUACAGCAACAGAAGUUUGGAACUGAUUCUGGCAACCAAGGCAUCCAAACAAACCAUCAUUCUGCACACAUGUUGCAACAACCAAAGUUUUCAAUGCAGCCACAACUGCAACACAAUGCAUCAAAGUUGUUGCCAUCUCAGUCGCAGCAGUCCCAGCCACAGGCUUCACUGCAGCAAUUAAUGUCUCAAAUUCACAGUCAGCUUGCACAGAUGCAACAGCAAAUGGGUUUGCAACAGCAGCCAAGUUCUUCGCAACGAGAUAUGCAGCAAAAACUCCAAGCAUCAGGGGCCUUUCAUCAACAGCAAAGUGUCCUUGAUCAGCAAAAACAAUUAUAUCAAUCCCAAAGAGCUCUUCCUGAAACAUCCACAACCUCUGUAGAUUCUACAACACAGACUGAACAACUAAGUGAGGGUGAUUGGCAAGAAGAAUUAUACCAAAAGUUGCAAACCAUGAAAGAAGACUACUUGCCAGAUCUGAAUGAAAUAUUCCAGGAAAUUGUUAUGAGACUUCAGCAGUACGACUCUACUCCUCAACAGCCAAAGUCAGAUCAUAUUGAAAAGCUGAGGGUAUAUAGACUGAUAUUGGAACGCGUAAUACUAUUUCUACAGCUUCCUAAGAACAGCAUUAGGCUUAGUUUCAAGGAAAAAUUGGGAGCAUGUGAAAAGCACAUUGUAAAUCUCAUAAAUUCGUUUAGGCCGAGGAAAGGCAUCUCGUCCUUGCAACCAGGACAGCUUCUCCCAACUCAUACGUCUUUCAUGCCACAGUCACAAUCUCAAGUUACUUCAGUACAGUCUCAUGAAAAUCUAAUGAUCUCUCAAAUGCAGCCAUCAAACUUACAAGGUUCUGCUGCGAGCUUGCAGCACAAUUCUAUGUUUGGUUUAUCAACAACGCAACAAAAUAUGUUGAAUACAAUUCAACCAAGUAAUAAUGUAGAUGCUGGGCAAGGAAAUUCUAUGAACUCUUUGCAAAAGAUUCCCUUGAUCUCCCUUCAACAAAACAGUGUCAUAAGGACUCAUGGGACAUCAACCUCUCUUUUAUUGGCAGAAUUCAGUGGUCUAGAUGAUGCCUAUUUUAAUGCUUUCACAACUACUUUUGGAAAAGAUUUCGGGAAAGAAUUUGGUAAAGAACUUUUGAAAGAGACAAGAUCAAAAAAGAUAGAGAAGUUGAAGAAGGAGGUUGAGAGUGUCACGAUGAAGAUGAUGUUACUCAUCCUAGUUCUUAUUUGUUUUUGGUUUUCUUUUGUUCUGUUUUAUAAGUCUUUGUAA